Molecule: messenger RNA, 241 nt
Organism: Paramecium tetraurelia
Lineage: Eukaryota; Ciliophora; Oligohymenophorea; Peniculida; Parameciidae
Exons: 1
Coding region: 1-210 (69 amino acids)
Biological process (GO): proton motive force-driven ATP synthesis
Molecular function (GO): proton-transporting ATP synthase activity, rotational mechanism
Source: RefSeq, a predicted model, not a curated record
AUGUAUGAAUAUUAUGUUGCAACUGCCUUCUAUCAUGCCAUGUUGAACAAUUUCGCCAGUGAAACAUCAUCAAGAAUGAAUGCCAUGGAGAAUGCCUCUAAAAAUGCUGGUGAAAUGCUUGACAAAUUGACACUUGAAUACAAUAAGGUCAGACAAGCUAAGAUCACAGUUGAGUUAUGUGAAAUCAUUUCAGGAGCCUCAGCCGUCUGAUAUUAAAUCAUAAUAUAGAACAUUUAUAUAU